AUGAGGCGACUCAUCCCUUGCGCAGGACGCUCCACAGAAGACGUAGGGCCUCUAAAUGAAGAUUGUGUCCCUGUCGUCUCUACCGAUGCGCUGGUGGAGCCUCAAUACAGAGACACACGAACAAUAAUAUAUCUAUGGGGUCGUCGUCUAUUAAGAGGGGAGGGAGAGGGAGACUGUGUAGGAGACGGUACAGGUUGCAGCGCAUGCAGCCCCAAAGAAUUAGAUUUAUUGAAUACAGUAGAGGGUCUGCAUGCACCACUAGGAUCAGCAGGAGGAGGAGGAGCAGGAGGAGGAGGAGGAGGACGUGUCUCCUCCCCUGUAUGCAGACGUAUUGCUGCUAAGGGGGGACUGUCCCUUUGUCUCCUAUUAGGGGGACAGUUACUAGGUUGGGGACAAUUAAUGCAUGCAGGCUUCUCUCUUCUUCCUCGUCUCCUUUAUCAGUUCCCUAUACACCAUAAAGUUGUACAAUUAGCUAUAGGCACUGCUGUUAUAUUAGCAUUAACAGAGAAGGGACAAGUAUUGGCUUGGGGAGAUGGUACAUACGGAGAGUUGGCUGGUGGUACCCCUGACUACCCAUUAACAGGACUAGGAGGAUUUAUACAAUUAAGUCUUAAGGAUUCAUUAGGAGACAGUCUCCCUGCAAUAAUAAGUGUCUCCUCUGGUGGUCGUCAUGUCUUACUACUAACAGAGGACAGGAGACUCUGGGCAUUUGGAGACAAUUCAUCAGGACAAUGUGGUGUACCUAAUGUACAAACUAAGUGUCUUACCCCUAAGGGUUUUGUGAGGGUUUUAUCUAGUAGCGCAAACCAUCAAUUAUAUUUAUGGGGACAUUCAGCAGAUCAUAAGUUAAUAUUUACUGCAGCAACAGAAGCAAUUGUUGGAGGAGAGAGACAACCAGGUGUUGCUCUUAAAUCAGGACUUAAAAGUGCAUGCUGCAGGCCCCGUUUAAUAUACUCUAUGUUACAUGAGAAGGUAUCUGUCUUAGCCCUUGGUCGUGAUUAUACAUUAGUAGUUACAGGGGAUGGUGGCUCCCCUCCUCCUUCCUCUGUGCUGCAGAGCAGCAGCAGCAGCAGCAGCAACAGCAGCAGCAGCAGCAGCAACAAGUCGGAUGAUGAGUGUAGCUCUAAUAACAGCUGGGGCCCCUCACCCCACAUACUCACUGCAGCAGACUUUAAGCCUAAUGAUGCCCAACCAACAGGGGGGGCCCCCAGAGAAGGGGGCCCCAUAGGGGGGCCCCCUACAAGAGGAGUUGGGGGCCCCACUGGGGGGAACCCCAUAGGGGGAGGACCCACAGAAGGGGGCCCCACAGGGGGGGCCCCCAACCUAGAUACAACCGACAAUGAUGAGAAAAGGGGGGAAGGGUCCCCCAAGUAUUUUGUAGCUGGAGAGAGUAGCAGGGGCCCCCAAGAGGGUACUUACAGUGGGGGGCCCCAUGAGGGUACGAGUAGUGGGGGCCCCACCCCACCACCCCCUACAAACAUGGAUAAGAGGGCCCCCCAAGAGGGUACUGUUGAGGGGGCCCCCCAGCAGCUUGGUAACUCGUUAAGACUUGAUGAUACAUCCCAUUCAACAGCAGCAGCAGAAGGCCUGCAGCAGGGAUCCGAGGGCCCUGCUGCAGCAGCAGCAGCAGCACCUGCUGCUGCUCCUGCUACAGACCCGCUUGCUCCUUUUUCUCCUUCUGCAUCGAUAUGGGGACAGAAUGGAGGAAUAUAA
Messenger RNA from Eimeria maxima, 1713 nucleotides. RefSeq names its product regulator of chromosome condensation domain-containing protein, putative. NCBI's taxonomy places the organism in Eukaryota, Apicomplexa, Conoidasida, Eucoccidiorida, Eimeriidae. The transcript is spliced from 9 exons. Bases 1 to 1713 code for a protein of 570 amino acids. The record is from RefSeq and is a predicted model, not a curated record.